AUGUCAGCAGGCGUGCUCAGCGACUGGCUCCGGGGACGCGACCCCACACUCAGCCGGGAGGAAUUCACAGCGCGCUGGUGCCACCGCGGAGUCCUCUGCACAGUGGACGCCCUGCCGGACGCACAGCCAGUCAUCCGCUGGAGCGCACAGCACCCAGAGGGCUACAAGCUUGAUCAUGCCAAGCUUGAUCAGGCCGGCCAGCCUGGCCAGCGGACGUUGGGAUACGAGACCGGCCUCGAGGCAGAUCACCAGCUACACUACGUCUGA
This is a messenger RNA of Coccomyxa subellipsoidea C-169, 267 nucleotides long. RefSeq lists its product as hypothetical. The transcript is spliced from 2 exons. The record is from RefSeq and is a predicted model, not a curated record. Lineage: Eukaryota; Viridiplantae; Chlorophyta; Trebouxiophyceae; Coccomyxaceae. Bases 1 to 267 code for a protein of 88 amino acids.